Molecule: messenger RNA, 2245 nt
Organism: Cuscuta europaea
Lineage: Eukaryota; Viridiplantae; Streptophyta; Magnoliopsida; Solanales; Convolvulaceae
Source: the annotation of a GenBank genome assembly
AGAGAAGAGGGAAAAACAAUAAUUCAAGAAGCGAAUCGAUUUUCAUUCUCUACUACUCCUCUAGUCCUCUGCACUGCGAGGAAAUACAGUACUAUGAUGCCGCUGUACCAGCAACAAAAACGAUUCUUCUUUGUAGUCUUAAGUUUGACAAUCUGGUCGUGUUGGAGACUUGACGGCGCCGUUUCAGACCCCCAGACCACUUAUGUGAAAUCAGGGUGCAGCUCGUAUAACGUCAGCGACGCCUCCGUCUUCACCGGCAACCUCAACGCGACGAUGCGAAACAUCAGGGCGCAGGUCAGCAACCAGAUGAAACACUUCGCGACGGCGUGGGUGGCGAAGAACAACACCCCGGCCUAUGUCCUUUUUCAGUGCCGGUAUUACCUCUCCAUCGCCGACUGUCUCAAAUGCUUGGAUGUCGCCGCCGUUAAAAUAUACAACAACUGCUCCGUCAGCGCCACCGGCGCCCGUCUGUUAUACCAAGGCUGCUACCUAAGGUAUGAAGGCAGUAACUUCUUCUUCGAAUCUACGGAUGCCGGCAACCACCUUUUCUGCGGGAACCGUGUGGCUCGAAGCUCAAGUGACCUAACAUCAACGGUGUCACAAGUGCUUUCAGAUUUGGCAACAGUGACACCGAAAAUCAAUGGUUUCUACGCAGCCACUAAAACGGCAGUGCCUAAUAGUAAUGGCUUGAAUAUUUAUGCCAUCGCCCAGUGCACCGAGACACUCUUUGAGAGUGAGUGCCAGAGCUGCUUGAAUGCUGGGUUAACAGGGUUUCAGAUUUGUCUUAGCAACUCAAAUGCAAUAGCCUUUUAUGCUGGCUGCUUCAUGAGAUACUCCACCACUGCUUUUUUUGCUGAUAACCAGACCACUGAUAUCAAUCAGUUCUUGAAACAAGGAGAUUCAAGCAACCAUAAAAAGGUCAUUAUUGGAGGAGUCAUUGGAGGGGCAUCUCUUGUUCUCGUUCUCCUUGUAUUAUUUGCUUUAUUUAGGCGAUCAAAGAUUUCAAGGACGGUUCCUAAAGGUGAUAUUUUGGGAGCAACUGAAUUGAAAGGCCCAAUUAACUAUAGGUAUAAAGAUCUCAAGGCAGCAACAAAAAAUUUCAAUGAAGAGAAUAAAAUAGGAGAAGGGGGUUUUGGUGAUGUAUACAAGGGCAUUUUGAAAAAUGGAAAAAUAGUUGCCAUUAAGAAACUUGCUGUGGAGAACUCUAAAAAGCUGGAGGAAGAUUUUGAAAGUGAGGUGACUCUUAUAAGUAAUGUUAAUCAUCGAAAUCUUGUUCGACUACUAGGAUGUUGUAUUAAAGGUCAUGAGAGAUUUCUUAUUUAUGAGUACAUGAAGAACAACAAUGUUGGCCAGUUCCUAUUUGGUGAAAAGAAAGGCUCUCUGAACUGGAAGCAAAGAUAUGAUAUUAUUUUAGGUAUAGGAAGAGGUUUGGCAUAUCUACAUGAAGAAUUUCAUGUUUGCAUCAUACAUAGAGAUAUAAAAACAAGUAACAUCCUCUUGGAUGAUCAUUUUCAACCUAAAAUUGCUGAUUUCGGGUUGGCAAGACUUCUACCAAGAGACCAAUCUCAUCUCAGUACAAAAUUUGCAGGAACAAUGGGAUACACAGCACCUGAAUAUGCAAUGCAUGGACAAUUAUCAGAGAAAGUCGAUACAUAUUGUUAUGGUGUUGUUGUCUUAGAAAUCAUUAGUGGACAACGAAGUGGUGAAGUAAAAGAUGACGAUAAAGGCGAGUUCAUUCUUCAAAGAGCAUGGAAAUUGUAUCAGAGCGGGAUGCACAAAGAGUUUAUUGAUAAAACCUUAGAUAGAAAUGUAUAUGAUGUCGAAGAAGUAAGUAAAAUAAUUGAGAUUGGAUUACUUUGCACGCAAGAGUCUGCUACAUUAAGGCCCAAAAUGUCUGAAGUUGUUGAUAUGAUUGAGACCAAGAGCUUAAUGGACAUGGAGCCCACUAUGCCUAGCUAUGUUGAUCCUAAUUUGAUUGUGAGGCCCAAAACAGACACAUCUGUGUGCAAUACUCCAUCAAAUGCUACUGCCUCAAUUUCUACCUUAUCAGGAAGGUGAUUUGGUAGUGUCAUUUGGACUCGUAUCAUUCGUAUGUAUUUGAACUUAAUGAAGGGAUCUAUAAAAACUUUCCUAGCAAAAUUCUUGUUCUCUGAUAAUGAUGAUAACAAUGAGGAAUGAUAUAAGAUAAGAGUCGUUCUUGAUUACAAUGAUGAACAACUAAUAUACAAUGGAAGCUCACAGGCUC